Messenger RNA from Penicillium malachiteum, 3273 nucleotides. RefSeq lists its product as uncharacterized. The record is from RefSeq and is a predicted model, not a curated record. NCBI's taxonomy places the organism in Eukaryota, Fungi, Ascomycota, Eurotiomycetes, Eurotiales, Aspergillaceae. The transcript has 3 exons. The coding region runs from base 1 to 3273 and encodes 1090 amino acids.
AUGACAUCCACCAAGUCCUCUGAUGGUCCCGAGGACGUGAACGAUUUCCUUCUGCGCAUUCGGGAACUCGGCGAACGCCGCGAUAAAGAAGAUGAUGAGCGAACCAAGAGAUUGGAGGAUGAGAUUAUGCAGGGCAGGAAAGAAAGACAGGCCCGUCGAGCUGAACGAGCACGAUCGAUAGCCGGCUCACCUACAUUAAAUCCUUUGCGACUCAGCGUUUCAUCGAUCGGACAACCCUCUAUUGAACCACCGGAGCAUCUCGAGCCGACGGUACAAACGGCAGACCCAGAGCCAGUCAGUGGAGCGAAAUCAAGCCAGGAGUCAGAGACCCUAUACACAGCGGAUUCCAGACGAGGAUCGGUUCAGGAUAUAGGCUCGGAAUCGCCACGGUCCUUGCCGCCGUUGUCACGAAGUCGGACGGGGACUUUGUCGUGGCAGCAACGUCCGUCGUCGCGUGAACUGGGUAACAGAUCACCGGGCUCGACAUCACCCACCCGAUCUAGCCACUUGCGAACAACAUCAAGCGCGUCAAAUGACAACCAACCGUCACGUGCAUCUGUCGCAUUUCCACUUUCCUCAAAAGAACCGUCGUGGUUUCGACAGACUCCGGAUCUAGGAGUUAGCUCACCCGUGUACCGUAAGCCGGAGGACGAACCAGAGAGCCAGGUUGAGCAGGACACAAGCAAUCAGAUCCCGGAGAUAAGUGAUGAGUCGGCGGCGGAGCCAGCGGAGCCAGAGAAGGUAGAGAGACCUGAAGAACGAUCUCCGUCUCCCCCACCAACGGCCUCCACUGUUGGGGAUAGCAAUUUUAGCAAUCGCUAUUCAAGCGUGUCAUCGGUUUCUCCACCUCCUGGUCUAAGAUCGCCCGAGCAAGUAACGGAAGCCCCAAAGCUUGACCCUCGACAGACUGACUCGUUCGAGGAACCAAUGCUGCCACCUUCCCCCACACAGCGACGAAUGUCACCUGAGCGUGCUCGUUCCACAUCUCCCACCAAAGGUCUUGGUGGAUUUGUUCAAAGUGCUAUGAUGCGGCGAUCAGAUAGUGUGUCAAAACGAUGGAGUGCCCAGAUUCCUCAGGGUCGCCUGAGUCGAAGCAAUUCUAUUGUCAGCAAUCGCAAUAGUGUUGCGGCUCCUAGCUUCACAGCCAGCUUCAAGCGGCCUAGCUCAAGCUAUAGUGAUGCUUCCGUGCAACCAUCCGAAAUAACUGAAAGACCUACAACCCCUUCAUUUUCAGGCAACGAUACCAUGCGCUCUGAAGGCAGCCCCACUAGACCAUCCGCAUAUGGUCACUCUAGAUCUGCCAGUUCAGUCACUGUUGACAGUAUGGGUGGUGAUGGACCCGGAAGUCCUUUCACCUCGAGAACAAUGGACCCCAGGCGCUGGAGCCCUACAAAGGCUACUUGGCUAGAGAGUGCGCUCAACCGACCUGAGUCUCGACAGCAGAAGCCCCCUCCACCACAACCACCUGCAUGGGCACAAGCGCGCCAAUCCAGAGGCAGCGUCGACAUGGGCCGUGCCAGUCCUUUCAAGGAGGUCACGCCUGUAGGCUUGAUGCGGACACCUCCACCUGGGGGUCACUUCAAAAAGCCUAGUCUAUCUGGGACACCGUCAGCUCUUGGUAGUCCCACUGCAGCCAAGAAGGCAUACCUUCCGGACACAUCGCUGGUUGCCUCAGAACCCGAGUCAGAGCUAGCAAAGACUGUGCAAGAGUCGGAGUCGGAGCCAGAGCGCAAGUUAUCCACAGUUGAGACUGUCGAGCCUGUCGAGCCUGUCGAGACCCUCGAAGAUGAAUCCAGUCCUAUGGUUAUACUUGAAGACCCGUCACCGAAAUCUCGGGGAAAACCAUCAUUGCAAUUGGAGAAGGUCCCAAAGCCUGACUCUGUUCGGAAACUCCCUCUUAUGAGCCCCAGGACCAAUUUCUCUCUUCCCACUAGGGAACCGCUACAUAGGCCCAAGCCCCAGUCUCCUGUGGUUGACUUCCGAGCAAACCUGCGCAAGCGAGAGGUUGUUCAGGACAAGGAGAAGACUCAAGAGCCGGAAUUCAAGAACAUGUUUGGAAAGCUGAAGAAGACUGAGACUCGCAACUUUGUGGCACAAGACGAGCUCAAGGGCAACAUUCUCCGAGGAAAGGCGGCAUUGAACGCUACAGGUGGUCCCAAGAAAUCGGAUCGAGUGGACGAAUUCAAAGAGAGCCUUGUAACCCAGAAAGCAGCGAUGAAGGCUGGAGGAGGUUCUAUUAGGCGGAACACUGUCGGAGAAAAGGACGAACCUCCAAAGCCAGUUGAAGCGAUCCCAGAAGCUAUUGCGAAGCGUAAUCUCAUGACCAAGACACCCAGCAUUCGACGACCGAACACCGACAUCACCAGCCCUACAGUUCCUGCUCCAGAGUUAAGCCCCUCGCGAGUCUCACAGACUUCGCGCGAGCUAGCACCUGUAUCGCCAAUCAUCACUAAGGAGGAAAUCCCCUGGGAGUUACCCCGGGACUCAUUCCAAGAAUCCUUCCCAUUCCCAGCCUCCAGUGAGCUGAAACCCGUUGAUAAAGAGCCUGAAUCCACAUCGAUUCCAGUGUUGAACCAGAAAGAUGAUGUAUUGGAGACCAUAACCCCGGUUGUGGAACCGGAACAGGAGGAAGCCUCGAACGAUGUAGCCAGCCCAGUUCGUAGCUUGCCAUCGCCACCAGUCGCCGAAGCUGCAAGCCCAGUUUUAGCCGCUAAAGGAAAGCUUGCAGGGAGAAUCAACCCUGCAUUGGCUGGUCUUCUUUCACGUGGACCGCCAGUUGCAGCCGAGGGACCCAAGAAAGAGCUGCCUUCACCAUCCGCUGGAGAUUCUUCUCCUGCAUCGCCCUCUACUCCUCUCACUCAUAUGACGAAGUCCCGUGCCAGAGGCCCCAAGAGACGGGCGCCCAAGGGAGCCUCCGCUCCCGCUGUCGAAGCUGCUGAAGAUAUUACGGAGGUUGGUGCUAUCUCCUCUCCCGAAGCCAGAAGUUUUCAGACUACUCCCGAGCCUGUAGCUUCUCCCAAACCUACUUCUGUGAAUGUUUCCAACGAAAAAGUGGUUCUCGAUACUGAAACCGCACAAACAGGAAGCCCCUACAUCCGGACACUUCAAGGAGUGAAAACCAGCUUCCAGAAUGCUCUCAACAACGGCCUAUCACAGAAACUGAGAAACUUGUCACCCACAUCUCCCCGAGAAUUCACCACCUCCGGCUCUCAACUAGAUAAGAGCCCCCCCGAAAGACACGACCCCAACAAGAGAAAUCAGCCCCUCGAAUAG